AUGGAGAGCUUCAAAAGAAUGAUAGAUGAUUGUGCCUUACUGGAUCUGGGUUAUGAAGGAAUCAAGUUUACAUGGUGGAACAACAGAGAAGGGGUUAAUGCUAUUCAUGAAAGACUAGAUAGAGCCCUAGCAAACAAUGCAUGGUGUAGAGCUUUUCCUUAUGCAAAGGUGUUUCAUACUUUUGCUGCUUAUUCAGAUCAUAACCCUAUUGUGCUACAAACUGAGGGUUGUGUGCAAAAGUUUAAGGGCCAAAAGCCUUUCAGGUUUGAAGCAGUUUGGACAAAAAGUGAAGAAUGUGGAAAGGUGAUUGAGAAGGCUUGGCAAGUUCAUUGUGGUAAUGGACCUAUUAGAGAGGUGGUGAACAAGAUUUUGAGGUGCAGUGACAGUUUUCUAAGAUGGAAUAAAGCUAGUUUUGGAACAGUCCAAAAGAGAUUAAAGAUGGCUAGGGUGCAACUAGAGAAGAUUCAAGCUGAGAAUUUAAGAAAUCCAAAUAGAGCAGCAGUACAGCAAGCAAGAGAGGAAGUACAAAUAUGGCUUAAGAGGGAGGAAAUACUUUGA
Messenger RNA from Carya illinoinensis, 558 nucleotides. RefSeq lists its product as uncharacterized. Bases 1 to 558 code for a protein of 185 amino acids. The record is from RefSeq and is a predicted model, not a curated record. The transcript has a single exon. NCBI's taxonomy places the organism in Eukaryota, Viridiplantae, Streptophyta, Magnoliopsida, Fagales, Juglandaceae.